AGUGCGCAAGUGUUACGUAAUCAUGUCAGCUGGUGGUAAGCUGUGCCUGUGAUUUGGCCUCUCAACAACCCUUUUCCUUGGCCUUGCUGUCAUCACUGGCACGGUGGACAGAAAGAGAGACGGUACAGUAUUGAACACUUGAUUGAAUGAAGAAUAAUCGAGAUGGCAACAACAUCUUCCAUUUCAUCAUCCGGGGUUUCAUGCGAAGAAGAUCCUCCUGUCAUGAUAGAAGACGUCCUUAUAGAUGAGAUGCCAACUAGACUAAUUAAGGUUGGAGGAGAGUUUUCAGAAACCAGCAAUGGUGUUUUUCCAAAAGUUCUCUUCCUAGUCAUUCCAGGCAAUCCUGGUGUAGCAGAGUUUUACGAGGUAUUCUGUCAGACGCUAUACAAGGCAAGCAGCUACACCAUUCCUGCAUGGGCAAUAUCUCAUGCAGGGCACAGUGAGGUUCCAUGUAGCUUACAGGAAAAACUAAAAGCAACAGACCGUGAUGAUGAGGUUUAUAAUCUCCAGCAACAGAUAGAACAUAAAAUGGCUUUCAUCGAAGACUACAUUCCUCCCGGGGUCAAGCUUAUUCUGAUAGGUCACUCAGUAGGAUGCUACAUCAUUGUGGACCUCAUCCGUCGCAUGCCCAAACUCAACCUGUUGAGGGCGGUGUUGCUGUUCCCUACUGUGGAGCAUAUAUGGGACACCCCAAACGGGCGGACGAUAGGGAGUAUGGUGGUUUACCUGAGGUGGGCUGCCAUAGCGCUGUCAUAUAUCAACUACUACCUCUCUGAUUGGGUCAAGUGGAGACUCGUACAAUGGUGGUUUCGAGGCAGAAAAAUCCCGGAUUGUGCUUUCCAUGCGAUACACCAGCUAACCGACCCAGCCCGCAUCCACAACAGCAUGUACAUGGCUGCCACGGAAAUGGAAGAAAUUCUAGACGCCGACUACUCGACCAUCCGAGAACACCUCGACAAGUUUAUUAUGUACUACGGAUCAAAGGACAAUUGGGCUCCGAGAAGCCACUAUGAGAACAUGCGAAGGCGCUUCCCAGAGGGCGAUGUUCGGUUAUGUCGGCGUGGCCUGCAGCAUGCCUUCUGCUUGGAGUCAAGUGAGCUUAUGGCCGACAUGGUCUGGAAUUGGACAAGUCCAUCCAUUCAGGAAAUUCAAUGAUGUAAAUCUUUUAGAAUAGUAAUUAUCUUUAAAAAUUUUUACCAUAAGUUAAUGGGGGGGGGGGGGUCAAAUUGGGCCCCCUCUAUGAAUUUUGUAACAACACCGCCGUAUGAAAUUUUUUGACUGCGCCACUCGCUGACCUAACUUUCAAGUCUUCCGUAUCUUUGAAGAUCAAAUUUGUGACACCCGGGUAUGUGGUUCCGGACCUCCCCCUUGAAUAACUGUAUAAAUCACAUAUUUUUUGUUCGCACUAAAUAGAAGAGAUAAAAUUUGUGACAAUUUUUAUGACAUCCACCAGAAUACAGAUUCCGUCAUAUCUCUGAGAAAAGAUGAAAUGUCAAGAAAAGACAAUAUGAAAGAUACCACGCUAGGGCCCGUUUCAGAAAGAUUUGCAACUGUUGUAACUUUGCCAUUAUGGCAACUACCAUGGUAACCUUGAUUUUGAUUGGCUGCUGAGCCAUGUUGCCAUGGUAGUUGUCAUAAUGGCAAAGUUACCACAGUUGUAACUCUUUAUGAAAUGGGCCCCUGGUCUGAAAUAGCCCAGUAUCUCAUGUUCUCAUCUUUCUUCAUGAUCAUGAAUCCAAAGUUUUAAAUCCAGUUUUGUCAUUGUGAACAGGGAUGGAUGGAUUAACCUCACACUUGUAGCAAUCACCCCUACCCCUUCCCUUCAUGGGCCUGAUUCAGCGCAUCCUUCAUCCUCUACCCAACCCUCCGACUCUCCUCCUCCACUUGCCCCUUCCAUACUUCUUUGACCGUCCCCUCCUCCUCCUCAAACCACUCACCUCGAACUUAAACUCAUCAAAACCCAAGUCGUCAGCGUACAACAUCUCUCCCAUCAAACCUUCUCUUACACUCUCCAAAACCACAUCAAUCACAGUUGCAAAGAUCACCGGUAAUAACGCAAAACCUUGAAGCGCAUCCACCUUGAUUUACUAAAGACUGGAACGAGUUAAACAUGGACACAACUUUGAUAAACUCAUUGGACUCUUUUAAGGACGUUCCACAGUUAUGUUUGUGCGCAUUAUGAUCUGCGCAUAGUUCACACUCUGCGCGCUGACGUCACAAUGGAUGAAUAGGUGAUUAAUUAGCUGCGGGUAUGAGCUGAUUUUUCUCAUCUUCUGCACUUUAACUGCAGAUCCGAUGUGUUAUUUCAUGAAGCUAUAAAGUGGAAUUAUUCCAUGGACCAUUCAAAAAAACAUUCUCUACAAUUUCAAAAUACUUUACUCUGCAGUGCUGCCAAGAAUCACGAAUAUUACCCCGAGUUUGAAUAAAUGGUAGAGUGGUUUUGAUUUUUUCUGCACAUAGAUACAAAGCAUUCGGCGCAUUUUUUGUGUUUUAAAAAGCACAUUUGCUCUAAUAAAAAUGCUGAUAGUUUAAAAACAAGCACAUGAACCCCUAUUUUUUAAUGUUUGUACCGCUUAGGUAUACCUUCUUCUACAACUCUGCAAAUUUUGGUGAAAAUGACAUGGAUUUUGAAUAAAGUGCAGCAUUUAUUGUACGUUUGUAGUUUGUAACUGAAAUUUCACAUUUUUUAGAUUGGGAUUUUGUUAUCUUUUAAGCAAUUUUUAAGAAAUGGCAGUGCUGUUAAACUUAAAAUUGCAAACAAAUAGCACUAUAAAUAGAGUCUCCAUUCUAACGAUACAAUUAUUAACUCUCUUGCGAAAUUUGAUGACUUUUUCAUGUAUUUUGACUGAGUAAUAGAGGUUUAAACUCAUUGUUGUAAUCUUGGGUGGUCUAAAAAUGCCAAAUUCUUUUGAAUGCGCAAUUUUUAAGAACAUCAAUUUGGGUGAACUUUGAAGCUCUAUAGCAAAAAAUCAAGCACAUGGACCUAUGUUAAUUUUUGCAUAUUUCGAAUAUUAAGGUUCUAAAGUAUCUAUGUGCAAAGUUUGGUGAAAAUGACAUGGAUUUCACUUUAACUGUGGAACGUCCUUAACCCUAAAAUGGCCGGGGGGGUUGAAUCAACCCCCCCUCAACAUUUUCUGUGAUCAUUCCGCCGCGCGAAAUUUUUUGACCGCGCCACUCGCAGAAUUUAUACUUUUAAGUCUCGCGCAUCUUUUGAGACCAAAUUUACGACGCCUGGGUACGCGGUUCCGAAAUUACGCAACAUUUUGUAAGUGCAUGUCAGACCAAAAAUUGUUCCAAAACGUGAUUUUGUGUACAAAGUCAAUGCAAAUUGAGUUUUCUCGUCUUAUUCAUAAAGAUAUGAUUAUUUUUACUUUAAACAGCCGAAAGCAAUUGAUUUUAGCAUAAUUAUGCUUCAAAAAGGUUGUGCAAUAAAUCUGGUGAAAAAAACAAAGAAAAACAAAAGGUUGAAAAACAAAGAAAUACAUAAGAAAUUCAUAAAACAAUAAAUACAUAAGAAAUUGAUUUCCAAACCAAAGUUUUUUCAGUUGCCAUUAUUAAAAAUGCUACAAAGAAUAUUUUUACCAAAAAUUAGCAUUCUAGGAGCUUUAUUUAGUGAAUUAGAGCAAAAAGUAUGAUUUAUGCAUAAAUUAGCAUAAUUAAUUUAUAUAAAAUAAAAUCUCAUUACUUUAGAAAAUUUUACCAUACAACCUUGUAGAUUCCACCGCACACUACCAGCGUGCAAAUUUUUGCGGCGCUCACGCGAUCGGCGGCCGAGAUCUUAGGGGGGGGGGGUUGAAUCAACCCCCCCCCCCCCGGCCACAGAACAGCCAAAAAAGCCCGGCCUAGUUAGGGUUAAAUCUAAAAUCACUCAAAAACCUAGUAAGUAAGUGACCUGCUUACUCGGUGAUCUCACACUCGUCAAUAAAGUUGGCGGAGUACAGCAAGUCUGCAUAUGCCGACUUAACCCAAGACAAGAACUCUACCCUCGCCCCAAACUGCUCACUGGGCUUCACACACCGUCAUAAAGCAAGCAACGCUUGCACGGUCCAGGGUGAUUGUAGGGAGAUCAUUUAUUUUUUUUGAAAAGUGAGCAUGUACAUUGAUGUGAUAAUAUGAAGCAUCUGCUACUACCUCGAUGCCAAUGAAUUUCCAUGAUGACUAACCUCAUGAAUGUGAAUACUUUGCUAAUAUAUGUAGACAUGUUUUUAUACGCCCGUCCUAGAUGGGACGUAUUAUGGUAUCACGCUCGGUGGCGGUCCGUCCGUCUGUCCUUCCGUUAACACGAUAUGGUCAAAGGUCAAGAUCACAGUGACAUGUUUUCAUCUUACCCUUUUGAAGUCCUUGUUAACGCUGUAACUUUAGUUGAACUUAACCUAGGCUCAUAUAAUUUGGUGUGUAUGAUACUAGCAUAGAUCCCAGCAAUAGAUUUUGAGGUCAGAAGGUCAUUGGGGAAGUCACCACCUUCUACUUUUCUUGCUUGACUAAGAACUCCAUUUUCCGCAUUACAGGCGGGCGUAUUAUGUGCUCGCCUUAGAGACACUCUUGUUUUUUUGUAUAAUGAUCUAAGUAUGAUGUUGCUGUAUUUGCCAUAAUGCCAGGGUUGUUAUUAGCUGUGUUGAAUUAUCGAAUGCUGUACUUGCCAAACUGUGAAAGAAGAUUCUAGCUUUCAUGUAACCAGUAUGGGAGAACAGAAAAAAAUAUUGUGUUCAUUAUUUAGUUAUGGUAGUAUGUUGUUGAGUCAUGUAACAUAUACCGGUAGUACCUUACAUUGUGAUUAAUUGUAAGAAAAAAUGACCCUACCAGAUAUGGUUAUGAAUAGUUACAUUUUGCAUCAUGCUAAAAUGGAACUUGGGAGUGUUUCCAUUGCCCCUUAUCAACCCAGCAAGCAGAGUUUUGAUUGUAUUGGGUUUAAAUUCUGUUUUAUACAUUAUAUUUUGAAUAAUAUUCCCAGCAAAGAUAAACCAAUGUGCCUUAGGAUAUGUGUUUAAACGAAGUUGCCUAGAAAGGCAAGUAAGUGAAAACCUGCUUACAUGUUGACUCUUUUGUCAAAAGGGGAAGUUCACCCUGACAAAAAAGUUUGUUGUAAAAAUACCAGAAAAAAUAAUAAAAUAUAUUGGUGAAGAUUUGAGGAAUGGGAAAGUUUUUAAAAUUUUAAGUUUUUGAUUUGCGAUAUCGUAGCUGCCCCAUAUGUUAUGUAAUUAAAAAUGCAUAUGAGGCUUCAUGAUGACUAACAAUUGUUUUUUUUUCAGGAAAAUGAAAUGUCUUUGAUAUUCUGAAGGCAUGAUAAAAUAACAUUUUCAAUUCUUAUAGAUAAGGACAUUAUUUUUACUACACAAUAUAUUGGGAAACUGCUUGCAUAUGACUAAACAAAAAAAGAAAUUCUUCCCCCUUAAUAACCAAGCCGUAUUUCAUUUUUUGUAAUUUCUGCAUGUGUGUUUCUGAUUCUUCAGGGAAACUGGUGUAUAUGUUGGGGUGCCAUGGGGGGAUCCAGAAAAGUCAGUGAAAUAGGCAAGGGGGCCUUUAAGCAUUUUGCUAGAAAUAUUUCUUAUUAGGGGUAGAAAUCUCAAACCAUUUUAUCUGAUGCAGAGAUGUUAACCACUAGCAAGGAUUUGAACAGGUGAUUUUGAAAUGGACGUCAGUAUAGCCAAUCCAAAAUACAUAGGAUCAUGUUUUUGGUGGGGUAUAAUUCAAACAAGAGAAAGUUCACACCUACCAACCUGGCAUUGAGUUUCCCAACGACAAAGAAAGUUACAUGAAAAUCUUUUUUUUUUUUCAAUGUUAAAGGCCAGAAAACCAACUCAAUUUUUGUCUCCCUGAAGCCCCCCCCCCCCCCCCCCCCAUAGCAAUAUGUUGGGCAUAGAAAUUUGAAUUUCCAUCACCAAAAAUUUCCUAUUAACCAUUUUGAUGGGACAAAGAGUAAGCAGCUGAAGAAUGAAAUAUAAAUGAUUCAAUUUGCUGAUUGCAUAGCUGUAGUAAAUAUGAGAUUUGUGUACAUGUAUUUUAUGUGUAAUACCACUAUUACACAUUGAAUUUGCAUAUUUAUAAUGCAAGUGAAUUUAUAUAUUUAUCACAAUAUUUUAUAUUGAUGUGAAAUGCAUUUGUAUUCUUUAUGUCAAAAUCAUGAAAUACAAAUUCUAUUUUAAAUUUAGAUUGAUAUGAUAGACUUUAAGUGAAAUACUAUUGUUGACAUUGAUUUUAGAGAUGACACUCAUGGCAUUUUAUUUGAAUUGUACAAAUCUUUUAUGGAUGAAAAUGUUAGUGUAAAACAAUAACACCUAAUGUAAAGAAUCUUUUUUAAUGGUAUAGUUUUACUUGAAUGAGAGCUAACCUUCAGUUUUAGUAGUAAAAUUACUAUUUUCAAUUGAUUUUAACAAUAAAAGCCAGACGAUUCUAAUAGGAUACAGAGUAUAAAUAACAAAUAUACUAUAUGGUGACACCCUUUAAGUCAAGGCAUGUGUUAAAUGCCAGCAUAUUGGUCUAGAAAUAAUUGAAUAUGAUUUUGAAUUGUAUGCCUAUAAAGCUAUGUGUGAGACUGUGAGCAGUCACAUUAUUUAGUUUGCUCCAAAAAAACUGGAUACGAAUUGUAAUCUAUCCUUUCUUUAAUGUGCUACAAAUGCACACUGACUCAACAUUUAUGCAGGAAUCGCACUGUCUGCCGAGAUCUGUUAUACAUGUACAUUCAUAAUUUAUAUUUUCGAAUGAACAUUGCAUGUAUUCUGAUAUAUCAUCAGAUAAUCAAA
Messenger RNA from Lytechinus pictus (painted urchin), 6740 nucleotides. Its product is annotated as lipid droplet-associated hydrolase-like. Gene Ontology annotation, cellular component: lipid droplet. Gene Ontology annotation, molecular function: lipase activity. The record is from RefSeq and is a predicted model, not a curated record. Bases 163 to 1155 code for a protein of 330 amino acids. Gene Ontology annotation, biological process: lipid storage. Lineage: Eukaryota; Metazoa; Echinodermata; Echinoidea; Temnopleuroida; Toxopneustidae. The transcript has 6 exons.